UAAACGUUUGCCUUGCAACAGUCUUCGCCGAGCGGUUGAAUCCUCUGGUAGUGUUCAGUUCAUAAGGAGAGCGUGUCAGUUUUUCACAUGAUGCUGUUUGGAGGUGUUCAAGUGUCCCGUGUACCGGGUGCUCCGUUGUUCUUUGUGUUAUUGUGGAUUGGACAUGUUUUUGGGCUAGAACCAGUAAGUAGUACCCAGAACACAUCUUCCCUACCCGAAUCACCGCAUUGUGGCAUUCAGCUGGGUGAUCGGGUGCUCAGUGGGCAGUCAACGCAAAUCGACGAGUUCCCAUGGACGGCACUGAUCGAGUUCCAGAAACCGGACGGUAGUUUUGGCUUCCACUGCGGAGGAUCGUUGAUCAAUGACCGGUACAUCGUGACAGCAGCCCACUGUAUUAAAUCCAUUCCACGCGAUUGGAAGGUCCAACGGGUGCGUCUUGGUGAGUGGGAUUUGACAUCGGCAAACGAUUGUCAGAAUGAGUUCUGUUCGGAUGCACCGAUCGAUCUGGACAUUGAGCAGAUUGUUGUCCAUACCGGUUACGAUACGAAGGAUAAGAGCAAUGCGAACGAUAUCGCGCUAAUACGCUUCACCCGGCCGGUAAACUACUCACAAACCGUGCGGCCUAUCUGUUUGCCCCUGAGCAGCUCACUUCGCAACCGUAGCCAUGAUGGGCUGAUCAGCUACGAGGUUGGCUGGAGGAAAACCAAUUCGGCAACGGCCAGCGAGAAGAAACUGAAGGUCGAGGUUGAAAUCAAAAGCCUGCAGGAGUGUGCGCCGAUUUAUGAGCGGAAUGGUAUCUUGCUGAAACAGACCCAUAUGUGUGCCGGUGGCGUUCGUAGCAAGGAUACGUGCAGCGGUAACUCGGGCGGCCCGCUGAUGCGACAGAUGACCGGGUCGUGGUAUCUGAUCGGUGUAAAUAGCUUCGGACCGCGCAAGUGCGGAACGUUCGGUGUGCCCGAUGUGUACACGAAUGUGGCGGAGUAUGUGGACUGGAUAAAGGACAAUAUCUACUAAGAGGGAUCAUCACAGGAGAAACGCGAAUUGCAAUCUUUUGGAACAGGAGUUAUCAAUCAAAAUUGAGCACUCCACCAUUACAUUACAAAAAAAACUAAAUAAACAAUGUACUAUCAACAAUCGGUAUAAGAUGCAAAA
Anopheles gambiae (African malaria mosquito) is the source of this 1152-nucleotide messenger RNA. RefSeq names its product CLIP domain-containing serine protease B4-like. The transcript is spliced from 3 exons. Gene Ontology annotation, biological process: proteolysis. The record is from RefSeq and is a predicted model, not a curated record. Gene Ontology annotation, molecular function: serine-type endopeptidase activity. Bases 88 to 1014 code for a protein of 308 amino acids. NCBI's taxonomy places the organism in Eukaryota, Metazoa, Arthropoda, Insecta, Diptera, Culicidae.